AUAUAAUCACACAAAGACGCAGCACACUCUGACUACCAGGAUCUUCACAAACUCCAACCAUGCUCUUGCAAAACUUACUGGAAUACUUUGAUUUGACUUUCUGGCUGAUAUGCCUUUUUCUUUUUCUUCUGUUUACUGAUAUUAUAAGGAAUAUGAAUCCACCAAAUUUCCCACCAGGUCCCUGGCGUCCACCUUUCGUGGGAAACGUCUUUACUGGAGGUGACUACAAAACCAUAGACAAGCUUUACAAGCAGUAUGGGGAUGUGUUCAGUGUGAGAUGGGGCAGUAGCAAAACUGUGUACAUCUGUGGAUACAAAAUGUUGAAGGAGGCUCUCGUCACUCAGUUGGACAGCUUUAUUGAGCGCCCAGUUAUUCCUCUGUUUGACAAAAUCUAUAACGGGCGUAGUGUGUCUCUCAGUAAUGGGUACAUGUGGAAGAUGCAGAGAAAGUUUAUCAUCACUCACCUGCGAUACGUUGGUGAGGCAAAGAAGACCCUUGAGCUGAGCAUCCAGCAGGAGAGCGUCUGCCUGUGUGAGGUCUUUAAAGAGGAAAAGCGUCCCUUUGAUCCCCAGUUUUACCUCAUCACUGCUGUUUCAAACAUAAUCUCAGCUCUAAUGUUUGGGCAUCGCUUUGACUACCAUGACGAAAGCUAUCUUAAAAUUCAGCGUACACUUGUUGAAGCUGUCUCACUGGCAGGCUCUUCUCAUGCUAAUCUCUACAAUAUCUUCCCUUUCCUUUUUAAUUACAUUCGUGGGCCACAUCAGAAAGUGUUUGCAAACUAUUUUGCGAUACUUGAUUUUGUGAAAGAAGAGGUCAGAAAGCACAAGGAGAAUUGGGAUCCAUCAGACCCACGGGAUUACAUUGAUGCUUAUCUGGCGGAGAUGGAGAAGAAAAAGAGUGACCCUGAAGCUGGUUUUGACCUGGAUACAUUAGCUUGUGCCACAAUGGACAUGUUUGAGGCUGGAACAGAAACCUUGGCCACUACAAUGCGCUGGGCUCUGCUUUUCCUGAUGAAAUUUCCUGAGAUACAGAAAAAGGUGCAGGCAGAGAUUGACAGUGUGAUUGGACAGUCACGCCAACCCACCAUGGCAGACAGGCCCAACAUGCCGUACACUGAAGCUGUCAUCCACGAGACGCAGAGGAUGGGCAACAUUCUUCCCUUGGGUUUUCCUAGAAGAGCCUGUAAGGACAUAACACUGGGGGGAUACUUCAUACCAAAGGGCACACCUAUGAAUACAAACCUGUCAUCUGUGCUUACUGACAAAAAUGAGUGGGAAACACCAGACAUCUUCAACCCUGGACACUUCCUUGAUGAGCAAGGUCAAUUCCGCAAGAGAGACGCCUUCAUGCCUUUUUCAGCAGGUAAGAGAGUGUGUCUAGGUGAGCCUCUGGCACGCAUGGAGCUCUUCUUAUUUAUCACCUCUCUGCUGCAACGCUUCACUUUCUCUCCAGGCUCAGGAGAGGAGCUGAACCUGGAGGGUCAGCUGGGCUUCACGUACACCCCCAGGCCUUACCGCAUGUGUGUGAUUCCACGCUAAGGAACAGAGAAAUAAGAUAAUACUCUAAUACAUGAGAAUGUGGUACAGAAUAUUAACAAUAAAUAUGUUUAAACAUAUAGUUGAGCUGCUUAAAAUCUAGCAUUAUGAUAUUUAAUUCAAAUGUAAAAAAUAUUUAAACUCAUAAUGCAAGACAUCACUGUCCAAUGAAAAACACGUAUCCAUUUUUGUCAAUUUUUAGUUUACUGCAUAAUUUGAAGACACAGAUUAUGUUACACUGUGUAUGACACUGUCUUGCAACAGUAGAAAUUCGCUAAAGGACCUGAAAUCAACUAUUUUUACAAUGACUUCCAUUAAAGGUUAAAAAGGUGUUGUUUCUCUCCUGUAAAGUUGCUAAAGAUACAUGUUUUUCAUUGGGAGCGACAAAGGAGGUUCUAAUCAAGGAACACAUGCGCAGUGAAGCACUUGUGAGCAUUAUAAACAUUGCAACAUGACGAUUUGGGUUUUCAGAAUGUACUUUUUUUUAAUAAAUGCACUUUCAUGCAAAUUUUUAAGUAUUUUUUAAGUAAUGACUAGGCAAGCAACAUGAGAAUAAAGGCUGCAGUAUGUUCAUAUAGUUUA
Messenger RNA from Astyanax mexicanus (Mexican tetra), 2117 nucleotides. Its product is annotated as cytochrome P450 2J2. The transcript is spliced from 9 exons. Gene Ontology annotation, cellular component: intracellular membrane-bounded organelle; cytoplasm. Gene Ontology annotation, molecular function: iron ion binding; oxidoreductase activity, acting on paired donors, with incorporation or reduction of molecular oxygen, reduced flavin or flavoprotein as one donor, and incorporation of one atom of oxygen; heme binding. The record is from RefSeq and is a predicted model, not a curated record. Lineage: Eukaryota; Metazoa; Chordata; Actinopteri; Characiformes; Acestrorhamphidae. Gene Ontology annotation, biological process: xenobiotic metabolic process. The coding region runs from base 60 to 1538 and encodes 492 amino acids.